Nicotiana tabacum (common tobacco) is the source of this 2211-nucleotide messenger RNA. The record is from RefSeq and is a predicted model, not a curated record. NCBI's taxonomy places the organism in Eukaryota, Viridiplantae, Streptophyta, Magnoliopsida, Solanales, Solanaceae.
UUUUGUCGCUAGGUAUUUAGGGAAAAUAAGUGUUGCUGCUAUCUUUACCUUUGUAAGACAAAAAAAUAAGGUCUUUCUCACAGAAAAAUACAGUAAGAAACGAGCCCCUUUGCUUCUUCUUCUUCUCCUCUAAUCUUUCAUUAAUCUUCCCAGAUGCACUACUAGAUCAUCUCUUUUCUAAAAUACUGCUUCAUUUCAGGAAAAGGAACGAAACAAUCUCAAAGAUUUCUGAUGGAUUAGUUAAGGAAAAUGGAGAAUGUAGAGUGUGGUUGGAUGUAUGAGAGGUUGGAUGGACGAGGAGGUAUUAAUUCUUGUUUCAUAUCGGGUGUGGAUAAAUUUCUCCAGUUUGCAUGUUCUCAAUGAAAUCGCAUGAGUGGCGACAAUGUAGUAAUUUGAAUGGUGGUGCUCAACCAGAAUUUGGAUAUGAGAAUCCAUACCGAAGAAUGAUUCUUGACAUAGUUGGGCCCAAUAUUAGCCAGGGUUCGAGUUCGCAAUUUGAUAGUAAUGUUGAACCUGAGUCAUCUCAUCCUUAUGAACCUUCAAUGGAGGAGGAGCCUAAUCUUAAAUCUCAGAAGUUCUAUGAUUUGCUACAGGCUGCCAAUGCAGAAUUGUAUCCUGGUUCUUCUCUCUUUCAACUUGCAGUAGUUUCUAGGAUGUUAAACAUUAAAAUGGAGAAUUCAUUGUCACAUAGGGGUUAUGACCAAAUGAUGCAACUAUUUAAAGAGCUUUACCUAAAGAUAAUAUAGUGCUUGAUAACUAUUAUCAGACUAAGAAGCUAGUGCGUAGCUUGGGUUUGCCCGUUGAAAAGAUUGAUUGUUGUAAUUCAGGAUGUAUGUUAUAUUGGGGUGAGGACGAGGACCUCACAUCUUGUAAAUUUUGUGGCUACCAGAGAUAUAAGAGUCGUGUCGGCUCUCGUAAGAGGAAAUUGGUCCCUUACAAGAAAAUAUAUUACUUUCCUUUGAUUCCUAGAUUGCGGAGAUUAUAUGCAUCCCAUGCUACAACUGCUGACAUGAGAUGGCAUCAUGAGCAUGUAGAAGAGGAGGGGCUAAAGCGUCAUCCAUCAGACUUUAAGGCUUGGAAGCACUUUAAUGAAACUUAUUCCUUUUUUGCAGCUGAACCAAGGAAUGUAAGGUUGGGAUUAUGUACUGAUGGUUUCCAACCAUUUGGUCAAUCUGGGAGGAAAUAUUCUUCGUGGCCAGUGAUUGUCACUCCAUACAAUUUACCUCCACGGAUGUGUAUGAAGGAGGCUUAUAUGUUUAUAACUGUCAUUGUUGCAGGACCAACCAAUCCUAAGCAAAAUAUUGAUGUUUAUCUACCACCUCUAAUAAAAGAACUAACCUUGUUGUGGGAUGAGGGUGUAGAAGCAUUUGACAUCUCAAAAAAGCUAAAUUUUCAAUUAAGGGCAACUUUGAUGUGGACAAUCAGUGACUUUCUAGCAUAUUCUAUGUUAUCAGGAUGGAGUACCGCGAAGAAGUUAGCAUGUCCUUACUAUAUGGAGGAAGCACAAUCUUUUAUAUUACAUCAUGGUGGAAAAAUAUCUUGGUUUGACAGUCAUAGAAUGUUUCUUGACCAAAAUCAUCCAUUUAGGAGAGAUCGUAAAAACUUUCUUAAAGGUCAGACUGUCAAAAGGCUACCACCAACCUUUAUAACUAGAGAGGAAAUUUUAAACAAAAUUAGUGAGUUGGGACUAAGGAAAGUGACAGAGCUGGAUGUAGAAGAAGUUAAUCGGAGAAUAUGUAAAACUUGUGGAUGGAAAAAAAAGUAUCUUUUGGGAUUUUCCUUAAUAGAAUUCCAACAUGAUUCGACAUAAUCUUGACAUCAUGCAUAUUGAAAAGAAUGUCUUUGAUAAUGUUUUUAACACAAUUUUUAAUGUUAAAGACAAAACCAAAGACAAUCCAAAAGCACGUCUAGAUAUGGUAAACUACUGUGAUCGAUCUCAGUUGGCAAAGGAUGCAAGUGGAAGCUAUCCCAAAGCUGCAUAUACAAUAGACAAGGCAGCAACAGAUAUCUUGUUUGAUUGGUUGAAAGGUUUGAAGUUUCCGGAUGGGUUUGUUUUGAAUUUGAGUCGAUGUCUAGACACGACCAAGUAUAGGGUAUUUGGAAUGAAAAUUCAUGAUUGCCAUGUGUUCAUGCAAUGAUUAAUGCCUAUUGCCUUUCGUGAGUUGCUUCCUAAUAAUGUGUGGCAAGCACUUACAAAAUUAAAUUUAUUUU